Rhea pennata is the source of this 4484-nucleotide messenger RNA. RefSeq names its product collagen type XXVIII alpha 1 chain (gene COL28A1). Gene Ontology annotation, molecular function: extracellular matrix structural constituent conferring tensile strength; serine-type endopeptidase inhibitor activity. Bases 148 to 3639 code for a protein of 1163 amino acids. Gene Ontology annotation, biological process: extracellular matrix organization. The record is from RefSeq and is a predicted model, not a curated record. The transcript is spliced from 37 exons. NCBI's taxonomy places the organism in Eukaryota, Metazoa, Chordata, Aves, Rheiformes, Rheidae.
CUGAACAGGAAUAAUGGACCAUAAGAGAUCUCGAUGCAAGUAUGACCUACUAGAUGUAUUUUCUGUACUGACAGAUUAUUCAAGCCACAGUUUGCUGCUUGAAUGUCUGUGAAGGAAGGAAAAGUCUAAUUUGGGAUCCGAGUCACUAUGUGGAACAAACAUUCUUUCUUUUCCUUUUUACUUCUGGCUGUGACCAUGAACCAGACAGUAUAUGGGCAAAACAGAAAGAAAGGAAAGAAUACUUAUUCUCUGGUACAAAAAGAUGAAGGUGAUAUGUGUCUCAUUGAUAUAGUCUUCAUCUUGGACAGUUCAGAAAGUGCCAAAAAUCAAUUGUUUAGUUUACAGAAAGAAUUUGUUCAAAACUUAACUGACAAAAUUUUCCAGAUGAGGCUAGUAAAAUCUCAGAAAUAUAAUAUCAAACUAGCAAGUAUGCAGUUCAGCAGCACAGUCAGCAUUGAUCAUCCUUUUACAGCUUGGAAGAACGUGCAGAAUUUUAAGGAGAAAAUCAGGGCUAUGGGCUUCAUUGGCCAUGGCACCUACUCCUAUUAUGCAAUUUCCAAUGCCACUCAACUCUUUAAAACUGAAAGUCGUAAGAGAAGCGUGAAAGUGGCAUUUUUAAUGACUGAUGGUGUGGAUCAUCCAAAGAGUCCUAAUGUCCAGGGGAUAGCCACAGCAGCCAGGAGUCUUGGAAUACACUUUUUUACCAUUGGCCUUUCUAAGAAAAAUGUCCAAGAAGGAAAAUUGCGUUUGAUAUCUGGUGAUUCAUCUUCUAAAUAUAUCUUAUGCCUGGAUGAUCAGAACCUGAUAGUUGAUGUAGCAUUGGAACUGGAAGGCAUGCUUCAAAAACAGUGCAUGCGGAAGAACUGUGAGUGUGAAAAGGGAGUAAAAGGAGACAAAGGUGAUUCUGGCAGUAUUGGUAACAGAGGGGAGAAAGGUGAGCCAGGACCAAAAGGAAACAAGGGUGAUGCUCAAAAAGGAGAUCACGGAGAAAAAGGUGAAGAGGGAGCUCCUGGUUAUAAAGGAGAAAAGGGUGAAAGAGGAGAAUGUGGAUCCCCAGGAAUAAAAGGGGAAAGAGGUUUGGAAGGUCCUUUUGGGCCUAGGGGACCUCGGGGACCUCAGGGAGUCAGUGGACCUCCAGGCGACCCAGGCCCAAAAGGCAUUCAAGGAAGAAAGGGUGAGCAGGGUCCCAUAGGUCCCUAUGGCCCCCCAGGAUUCCCUGGUGUUGGAUAUCCAGGACCUAAGGGAGCUCAAGGCCUAAAAGGGGAAACUGGAAUCCCAGGUCCCCCAGGAAUUGGUGAGCCAGGAUUACCGGGACUACCCGGCCCUGAUGGUCUGCCAGGUGAGAAAGGACUACCAGGAGAGGGCAUUCAAGGCCAGAAGGGUGAAAAAGGCUCUGAAGGUAUUGCUGGUCCACCUGGACUGCCAGGGCAACCAAUCAAAGGUGAUAAGGGUGAACAAGGCCAAGUGGGACCACAGGGCCCAGCAGGACCGCCAGGAAUAGGCAAUCCAGGAAGCCGGGGUAUACAGGGUCCACAAGGAAACCCUGGGGCAAAAGGAUCUAAAGGUUUUGGUCUGCCGGGUCCAAAGGGUCAACCAGGUGAACCUGGACAAAAAGGAGAACCAGGACUCCCAGGGAUUGGAGUACGAGGAAUCAAGGGAGAUAUAGGACUAUCAGGACUCCCAGGAGAGAAAGGGGUGCAGGGAGACCCUGGCAAGGCAGGGAAAAAGGGGGAAAAGGGAGAUCAGGGUCCAAGAGGCCCAGAAGGACCCCCUGGCAAAGGAGAUGUAGGCCAAAAGGGUGACCCAGGAGAAAAAGGAUCCCAAGGACUAAUUGGUUAUAAAGGAGUACAAGGCCCAGUAGGACCAAAAGGUGAACCUGGAGAGAGAGGGCCACCUGGUGUUGCUGGAUCAUCUAUUCAGGGGCCUGCUGGACCAAAGGGAGAGCCAGGACCCAGGGGGCCACCAGGCGAUGAUGGACUUCCUGGAAAUUCAAUAAUGGGACCAAUGGGUAACCAAGGACUACCUGGGCUACCUGGACCACGUGGAGCAAAAGGAGAUGGACACAAAGGUGAAGCUGGACCUCCAGGACCAGCAGGGCCUCCAGGACCAGCAGGCCCAAAAGGUGUGGGAGAUCCUGGACCAAAGGGAGAUCGUGGCAUGAAAGGCUAUCCAGGGCCCCCGGGGCCUAAGGGAAGCGGAGUGGUUGGUCCCAAGGGUAUCAUGGGACAGCAAGGCUUGCCAGGUCCACCUGGCCCCCCAGGGGACAGCAUACAAGGAAGCAAGGGAGAAAAAGGAAAUCAAGGUUUUCCUGGACUAAAGGGUUCAAUAGGAAUUGGCCUUCUUGGACCAAAGGGAGACUAUGGAGAUAAAGGUGAUCCAGGGAGCAAAGGUGCCAAAGGAGAGAUUGGAGACCCAGGACCUCCAGGGCCAAAAGGAAUUUGGGGAAGAAAAGGUGAACCUGGUAUUUCAAGAGAAGAAGUUAUCAGACUUAUUAAUGAAAUAUGUGGUUGUGGUAUCAAAUGUAGAGUGACACCACUGGAACUAUUAUUUGUCAUUGACAGUUCAGAAAGUGUUGGUCCAGAUAACUUCAAUAUUAUCAAAACUUUUAUGAAAACAUUCAUUGACAAAGUAUCGGCCAACCAGGCUACAGCACGUAUUGGCAUCAUCAACUUCAGCCAUAAAGUAGAGUUGGUAGCUUCUCUGAAGCAAUACACAACCAAAGAACACCUAAAAUCUGCUGUCGAUAAAAUGUUCUACCUAGGAGAAGGCACCUACACAGCUUCUGCUAUCGAAGAAGCCAUUAAGUUAUUUGAGGCAGCACGUUCAGCAGUAAGAAAAGUGGCUGUUGUAAUAACAGAUGGACAAGCAGACUCUCGAGACAAAGUGCAACUGGAUACUGUAGUAAGGCAGGCCCAUGCGCUGAACAUUGAGAUAUUUGUAAUUGGGAUUGUUCAGAGGGCUGAUCCUCAUUUUGAUGAUUUUCUGAAAGAAAUGCAACUCAUUGCAACUGACCCUGAUACAGAACAUGUUUACCAGAUAGACGACUUCAUGACGCUUUCAGCUCUUGAAAAUAAACUCAUCACAAAAAUCUGUGAGAAUGAAUUGGAAAUCUACACCAGAAAACCUGAUGUUUUAUCUCCAUCUCCAAGUCCUGGGUUUGAUGUAUCUGGUGAAUUUACUGAUGGUCAAUUACCUACAAUUACUAUUUCAGAGACUUAUGUGGCCCCUACGGAAGCAACCACUUACCCACAUAGUCCACCGAGGACGAGAUAUACCAAGCCGUUGCCAUCUGCUCAUGAUCAUACUGUGACCAUCUCUGCUCACAGAGAGUCAAGAAUUCCCCUGCUUUAUGACACUGCUAAAAUCAGACCUCAGAGCCCAGUAGUCAAUCCUUUAUUCAAUGUAACUACAGCUGAAGAUCACCAGCUAACAGUGUUGCAAGGACAGGUAGUAACAACUCGAAAAGAUCCAAAGUGUUUGGAACCUAUGAAACCAGGGGAUUGCCGAGACUAUGUGGUGAAAUGGUAUUAUGACAAGAAUGGCAAUUCUUGUGCCCAGUUCUGGUACGGAGGUUGUAGUGGCACCAACAAUAGAUUUGAAACAGAAGAAGAGUGCCGAGAAACCUGCAUUGAUAUAUGAACAAAAAUGACUGCCAUCUGGAGUUUUUAAAGCUGGAAGUUUGGAUGUAUUGAGGAAGGAAUGAUUGAGAAGAAUCCAAAAUGAUGUGUUAACAUGGAUAUACUACUAUCACAUCACACACUACUUUCCCCACUAUGAUAGUCAUAUUAACUAGAUUCCUGUAUAGCAUGUUAUCUAGACAACAUAGCAAUAUCUUUAUCACACAUACACACACACACACACAUACACACAGCAACAUACCUUUCCCCUCAAUGUUUGUAAUAAGUUGGUAUUACAUGUGGCAAUGAUUGGACUCUAUUUUUAGGAUUGACACUCAGCAUUUAAUGACAGAGGUCUCUUACUCUCUUGGAAGAAUAAAGUGCUUCAGUUUUAAACAAGAGUAAAUGAUUUCUGAAAUUAGUACUCUUAUUACAGCAUUCUGAGGCAUACAUUAAGAUUUUUAUUAAUUAGAGUGCCUCUUUUGAAUAUAAAUGCCACAGCUAUAAGUAAUUAGAGGGUUUUUUCCCCAUGAAGGCACAUUUGGAUUAACACUAGUAUAACAUUUUCAAUUAUGAUGGUAAGUCUUCUAUUCAGAAUUACAUUAACAUCUACAGGAUUCUUCAAGUCCUUUAGGCUAGUCAGUACAUUUUGAUUUCUCAGGGCCUCUGUAUUAAAUGAAAAAAAAUGUUAUUUGACUCUAAUAUAUGUUAUUAAAUACUAUUAAAUUAAAAAAGGGAAAAGCACUGAAAGAUGUAUAUAAAUGUUAGUUAUAUCCUUUUUACUUUUAGCCAUAACUCUGUAUGAUCACAUUGUUAAAACUGAAAAUGAUGAGCAUCUGAUUAAAAUGGAAAGCAACACUUAACAAA